Messenger RNA from Trichomonas vaginalis G3, 297 nucleotides. RefSeq lists its product as uncharacterized. The coding region runs from base 1 to 297 and encodes 98 amino acids. The record is from RefSeq and is a predicted model, not a curated record. The transcript has a single exon. NCBI's taxonomy places the organism in Eukaryota, Parabasalia, Trichomonadida, Trichomonadidae.
AUGAAAAAAAAGUCAUUAGCUCCAAGACCUCAUAGCACUGUUUUACGUGCUAAUUCUCUUAAGGUCAUCUCCAAACAAGAUAGAAGUAGCAUAUCCGAAAUACCGGUUAUUACUUCUCCGCAUUUCGACAUUAUUCCACAAUACGAAGUUGUUGAACACGAAAACCAAAUCGACAUAACAAAAUCCAUUGUAGAACAAACAGUUAAAAAGCAAUCACCUCAAGUCGAAAAAGAUGAAAAAUUUUUCAUGCCAUUCUUUGAAGUUGAUUUCCAAAAAUCAGUGUAUUCAUAUGAUUAA